Microthlaspi erraticum is the source of this 438-nucleotide messenger RNA. The record is from the annotation of a GenBank genome assembly. Lineage: Eukaryota; Viridiplantae; Streptophyta; Magnoliopsida; Brassicales; Brassicaceae.
AUGGGUAGAUUGGUGCAGCUCGUGCACGGUGCAUGGGAGAAAGCUCAUAACGGUGAUUGGAGAUUCGUUGUUGUUGAUGAGGGUCGAAGAUUGGCUAUGAUUGUUGGCGAGAACGAGAAGUAUUAUGGCCUUGUUGGGAUGGUUGGAUCAAAGCCUGGAACGGCUAUUGGUCUGGCGUGUCAAUUCCCGGAGUGGAUGCUGGGUCUUGAUGGUAGGCGGACACUUCCGGUCGAUAUCAAGGAGGACGGCGAUGUGGAGCUGUUUCUGGCGAUUCAGGUGGAAUAUCCGCAGGUGAUGCUCUGUGUUACCAUCAGUCCUUGUCGUCCGCGGUCAUCUUCUUCGUCAUUGUCAUCUCUUUCUAACUCCGAAGACAGUGUCAUAUUGUUGACUUGUACAACCUCUAUGAGCGUUGGGACGGCUUCAACUAUUACCAAUUAG